This is a messenger RNA of Trichoderma virens Gv29-8, 1727 nucleotides long. RefSeq lists its product as uncharacterized. The record is from RefSeq and is a predicted model, not a curated record. Gene Ontology annotation, molecular function: iron ion binding; heme binding; monooxygenase activity. Lineage: Eukaryota; Fungi; Ascomycota; Sordariomycetes; Hypocreales; Hypocreaceae. The transcript has a single exon. The coding region runs from base 1 to 1632 and encodes 543 amino acids.
AUGGAGCACCUUGAUGUUGUGACGGAGAAGCUGAAAAGCUUGAAAACCACUGCAGAGAACCUGAACGGUUUCACUCUCGCGGCUUUGGGCGUAACAAUAUUACUAGUAGCUAUAAACAAAUGGCUGUUACCCUCAUAUGAUGGCCGUGAGCCUCCGCUCGCGCCUACCAGCAUCCCCGUAUUUGGACAUGUGUUUGGUUUCAUGCGCAACAGCUUCGGCUAUUAUGAGAAGCUCAACAAGAAGCUCAAGCUUCCGAUAUUCACCAUUUGCAUGCCUGGCCGAAAGAUCUAUGUCGUCACUAAGCCUGAACUUAUCAGCAAGAUUGAUAAGCAAAACAAGGCCUUCUCCUUUGCCCCCAUCAUCUCCGAGUUCAGCAGCGUCACCUGUGGCACCAGCAAAGAGGCGACCGAGAUCCUCAACCAGAACCUUUUGGGCGAGCACGGCAACUGGGGCUUGUGUGAAGAUAUGGUUGUCGGUAUGCGGGAGUCGCUGAAACCUGGCGAGAACCUUGACAUCAUGAACAGGACCAUGGCUACUGAAGUGUGCCGCUUGCUCGAGGAUACCAAGCCAGAGGCAGGAAAAGAAUUUCGUGUUAUCAAACUGUCAUCAUGGGUCGCCGAGGUUGUAACAAUGGCAACGACUAACUCCGUUUACGGUCCUAUGAACCCUUAUAAGAGACAGGAUAUCAAAGAUGCGUUUUGGGAGUUUGAAAAGGGUAUCAUGAAGAUGCUCGUGUCUCCAUUCCCAGAAAUCACCGCUAAGGAUUCAAUUCAAGCUCGCGACAAAGUCACAAAGGUUUUGGGAGAUUACUUUGCCAAUGGUUACCAUGAAAAGGGAUCUGGCUUAGCAAAGGCAAGAUUCGAUUAUUCUGUCAAAAACAACGUGCCGCUUGCAGAUAUUGGCCGCUUUGAAAUUGGCGGUACCAUUGCAAUCUUGGUCAACACCCUUCCUUCUUGCUAUUGGAUGCUGUUGCUGGUCCACGCCGUCCCCGGUUUACUUGAGGAUAUCCGGAAAGAAGUAGAUGCGGCGCUCGUCAUUGAUAAGGAGAACAACAAGGUCACUAUCGACAUUACCACGGUCAAGAAUAAUUGCCCUCUUCUUCUCUCCACCUUCAAAGAGAGUCUCCGCUACCGUGCCAUGGGAACAGCUGUGCGAGUUGUAGUUCAGGACACAGAUCUCGGCGGUUAUCUGCUAAAGAAGGGCUCCAUGGUGCAGAUUCCUCUCCCGUCCAUUCACAGCAAUCAAGAUCACUGGGGCCAAUCAGCCACUGACUUUGAUCCUCGGAGAUUUGUAAGGGAUCCCAAAUCAGGCAAGAAGAUCCCCGACGACAGCGGAUACCGAAGCUUUGGCGGCGGUAAGCAUCUGUGCCCAGGAAGAUUCUUUGCUACGAAUGAGAUUCUCGCUGUUGUUGGCCUCUUCAUCUCUCGCUACCAGAUGCGUCCCGUCGGUGGUGGCGACUGGGUCCUUCCUACUACUGCCAAUAGCAACCCUGCAACGCAAAUUUCGCAGCCCGAUUUUGAACUUGACAUGGAAGUGCGCAACAGACCUGGAUUUGAAAAGUUCAGCUGGGAGGUCAUACUGACCAAAUCUAAUGCUGUAAAUGCUGUGCUCGCUGGUGAUCGAGUGGACUAAGGUCGCAUGGCAUUCUAAUUUAAAAAUCUCUGUUUAUAAAAAUAAAUAAAUUCACUCUUGCUAAAUAUAUGAGUAUUAAUAAAUGGAUUAUAAUG